Vigna radiata var. radiata (mung bean) is the source of this 3500-nucleotide messenger RNA. Its product is annotated as probable ubiquitin conjugation factor E4. NCBI's taxonomy places the organism in Eukaryota, Viridiplantae, Streptophyta, Magnoliopsida, Fabales, Fabaceae. The coding region runs from base 204 to 3332 and encodes 1042 amino acids. The record is from RefSeq and is a predicted model, not a curated record. Gene Ontology annotation, biological process: protein polyubiquitination. The transcript is spliced from 16 exons. Gene Ontology annotation, cellular component: cytoplasm; ubiquitin ligase complex; nucleus. Gene Ontology annotation, molecular function: ubiquitin-ubiquitin ligase activity.
UGUUCCUCUCUCUCAAAAUCUAAGCCAAACCAUGUUCAAUUCUCAACCCUUCUCUUUCACUCUCACUCAACAUUAAGAUCCUUUUCUCUCCCACUUUCCCUCUCUUUCUCGAGAAAACAGGGAAGAAAAUCGAAACCCCAAUUUCAAUUUCAAUACCAUUUUCAAUUUCAGUUUCUUUUGGAUUACUCCGAUAGCUUCAAUUCAUGGCUGCGACAAAACCCCAACGCACUCCGCAGGAAGUGGAGGACAUUAUCAUCCGCAAAAUCUUCCUCGUCUCCAUAACAGAAAUCGAGAAGACAAGCGCAACGGAUUCAAGAAUCGUGUAUUUGGAGCUAACAGCUGCGGAGAUUCUCAGCGAAGGGAAGGAGCUUCGCCUCUCGCGGGAUUCAAUGGAGAGGGUUUUGAUCGACCGUCUCUCCGGAGACUUUUCUUCCACCACCGGUGAAGCCAGUGAGACACCGUUCCAGUACCUCAUCGGAUGUUACCACCGGGCGCACGAGGAGGGGAAGAAAAUUGCGAACAUGAAGGACAAGAGCUUGCGCUCGGAGAUGGAGGCGGUGGUGAGGCAGGCUAAGAAGCUCUGUGUCAACUACUGCCGGAUUCAUUUAGCCAAUCCCGAGCUCUUUCCGAGCCGGAAAUCUGCGGGUACCGACGCCAAAUCGCCGUUACUGCCGCUGAUUUUUGCGGAGGUAGGCGGCGGAAGCGUGUUCGGGGGAGGCGGUGGCGGGGUCAAGAGUCCGCCGGGGUUUCUGGAGGAGCUUUUCAGGGACCCGGACUUUGACAGCUUGGACCUGAUUCUGAAGGGGUUGUAUGAGGAGUUGAGAGGGAGCGUUAUGAAUGUGUCUGCUCUGGGGAAUUUUCAGGAUUCUCUGAGGGCUUUGUUGUAUUUGGUUAGGUUUCCCUUCGGUGCCAAGUCGCUUGUGAAUCACGAGUGGUGGAUUCCCAAAGGGGUUUAUGUGAAUGGCCGUGCUAUUGAAAUGACCAGCAUUUUGGGUCCCUUCUUCCAUAUUAGUGCUCUUCCUGAUCAGGCGUUUUUCAAGGGCCAGCCUGAUGUUGGGCAGCAGUGUUUUUCUGAUGCAUCAACUAGGCGACCAGCUGAUUUGUUAUCUUCAUUUUCGACUAUUAAAACUGUCAUGAACAACUUAUAUGAUGGGCUAGCUGAAGUUAUGCUCAUCCUUCUUAAAAGUACAGAUACUCGUGAAAGAGUACUUGAGUAUCUUGCGGAGGUGAUCAAUAUAAAUGCAUCCAGGGCUCAUAUACAGGUUGACCCUAUUACUUGUGCAAGUUCAGGCACCUUUGUAAAUCUCAGUGCUGUCAUGCUUCGUCUAUGUGAGCCAUUUUUAGAUGCAAAUUUAACAAAAAGGGAUAAGAUUGAUGCAAAAUAUGUACAUUACUCAAAUCGCUUGAAGAUAAGUGGGUUGACUGCUCUUCAUGCAUCAUCAGAAGAAGUUGCUGAAUGGCUUAAUAGUAAAAACCCAGCUAAGACUGGGGCAACCAAUCAAUAUAAUGAUGAUCAGAAACGCUUACAACAAUCCCAAGAGGCCAGUAGUUCUGGUAGUAAUAAUGCUGGUGAGCUCUCAAAUGAAAAUUCUGCACCAGCUGAAAAGACGAAAUAUUCAUUUAUUUGUGAAUGCUUCUUUAUGACCGCAAGAGUGCUCAACUUAGGCCUUUUAAAAGCAUUUUCUGACUUCAAACAUUUAGUUCAGGAUAUAUCUAGGUGUGAAGAUGCUCUAUCCACACUUAAAGCCAUGCAGGAGCGGGCACCCACUCCUCAGGCAGAAUUGCAUAUAAAUCGACUUGAGAAAGAAAUGGAGUUGUAUUCGCAGGAAAAAUUUUGUUAUGAAGCUCAGAUUUUGAGGGAUAACACACUUAUUCAAAAUGCACUUUCUUUCUACCGCUUGAUGAUUGUUUGGUUGGUUGGCUUGGUGGGUGGUUUCAAAAUGCCCCUACCACCAACUUGCCCUAUGGAAUUUGCUACCAUGCCUGAACAUUUUGUGGAAGAUGCCAUGGAACUUCUAAUAUUUGCUUCACGGAUUCCAAAGGCCUUAGAUGGAGUUGUGCUGGAUGAAUUUAUGAAUUUUAUAAUUAUGUUCAUGGCCAGCCCUGAAUUUAUUAAAAACCCAUACCUGAGAGCAAAGAUGGUUGAAGUUCUGAACUGCUGGAUGCCUCGUAGGAGUGGCUCAUCUGCAACAGCCACUCUAUUUGAAGGUCACCAACUCUCUCUUGAGUAUCUUGUGAGGAAUCUUCUUAAACUUUAUGUUGACAUUGAGUUCACUGGUUCUCACACACAGUUCUAUGACAAGUUUAACAUCCGCCACAAUAUUGCGGAACUCCUCGAAUACCUGUGGCAAGUCCCUAGUCAUCGCAAUGCUUGGAGACAGAUUGCUAAGGAGGAGGAAAAGGGUGUCUAUCUGAAUUUCUUGAACUUUCUGAUCAAUGAUAGUAUUUAUCUUCUGGAUGAAAGUUUGAAAAAAAUUCUUGAGCUAAAAGAAUUCGAGGCUGAGAUGUCUAAUACGGUUGAGUGGGAGCAACGACCAGUUCAAGAGAGGCAGGAGAGGACCCGGUUAUUCCAUUCUCAAGAAAAUAUUAUUCGAAUAGAUAUGAAGUUGGCAAACGAAGAUGUGAGCAUGCUUGCAUUUACUUCAGAACAGAUUACUGCUCCGUUCCUACUUCCUGAGAUGGUUGAGAGAGUGGCUAGCAUGCUCAAUUACUUCCUGCUGCAAUUGGUUGGUCCGCAAAGAAAAUCACUUAGUCUGAAGGAUCCUGAGAAAUAUGAAUUUCGUCCAAAGCAUUUACUAAAACAGAUUGUGCACAUAUAUGUUCAUUUGGCUAGGGGUGACACGAAUUCCAUCUUCCCAUCUGUCAUCUCAAGGGAUGGUCGAUCAUACAAUGAUCAGUUGUUUAGUGCUGCAGCCGAUGUCCUUCACAGAAUUGGUGAGGACGGAAGAAUUAUACAGGAAUUUAUUCAACUUGGUGCUAAAGCUAAAGUUGCUGCUUCGGAGGCCAUGGAUGCUGAAGCUACUCUAGGAGAAAUACCGGAGGAAUUCCUUGAUCCGAUUCAAUACACUUUGAUGAAGGAUCCAGUAAUUUUGCCUUCUUCAAGGACGACGGUUGAUCGUGCUGUGAUUCAGAGGCAUCUUCUUAGUGAUAGUACUGACCCCUUCAACCGUUCUCAUCUCACUGUGGAUAUGUUGAUUCCCAAUGUUGAGCUAAAAGCAAGAAUUGAGGAGUUUGUGAGGUCUCAAGAAAUGAAAAAACACGGUGAAGGGCUAAGCCUACAGAGUAACAAGGACACAAUUCAGACUACAAAUGGGGAAAUGUUGAUUGAUUAGGAAAAUACUAAUGAAUUUGUGCCAUCCACAUAAACUUAAUUGUUGAACCUUAUUUUCAUCCUAUUCAAUCUUUUUUGGAAAAUAUUAAGCUGUUAUUAGAAGUUGAAGCUGUAAAGAUAUUUGGAGAAUGGUUAAUGUAAAGCAGUCAUCCAAUUGAAUACCACGAUA